CAGCUAGCGCUUUCAGUCUAGUGCUCUGAUAUGGGACAUCAAGAUUGCCUCUCUGCCAAGAGCUGAAACCAUCCUUACCAGUACAGACUCAUUGCAGACGGCUUUACGUUUUAGUUUUUCUGUCCGUGGCAGAAGAAGUGUGGACUAUGUUCACUUCAGUUUAUUGAAGGAGGAGGAGUGGACAGACUGAUAUUGUGGAAAGAGAGAGAGAGAAAAGAAGCUCCUGUACAAGGAACUGAUCGCACAGGACAAAUUUAAAAAUGCAGAGGGCGAGCACAGCAUCUGUGACCCAGGCCACAACACAAAACACCACAGUCGUCACCAAAUCUAAAGAACAAAUCCUCACACAGAGCUCAGGAGCCAUGAUAGCUGUCAUCGUCAUUGGUAUAAUCAUCAUUCUCACAUUUUUGCUCAUAGUUCUCAAGACGUACAACAGGAGGACUCACGCGAAAAGGAUGCUGUCAGGAGGCUCCAGCAAACCCAGAAAGAAAGUGUCUUCAACCACAACAAACACAAACCUGCCCAUGAGCAACGUGGGCACCAGCUCAGCUUCUGGAAGCUUCAUUCAGUCAAACGCAUCCUCUGAAAAUGGCUUCCGAAUCCCUCGGGUCGACCUGGGAAACAUAGACCACAGUAAUGGAGAGCAUUUCAGCACCAACAGCGGCUCGACCAUAGUGACGAUACACGACAUGCCAUCAGUUGAUAACACAUAGCAGAUGUUCCCUAUACCCACACAUUUGAAGAUAACACACCAACAUGAACAAAGGACCUAAGGAAAGUUUUAACUCCUGCCAUCCCUGUUUAGGAUCUCAUGGAACUUUGAGGAAAGUCCACUUUAAAAGAGCGUAUUUAUGAAAAACCUGAGGAAAACUACAGACCUGACAUGAUUAUGGUUUUAUUUUUAGCACUCGAUUUGGUGAGGAAAUGUAGGCUAAAAGAUUUUAUCGCCUUGAGCUGGAAACAUUCAUUAAAAACUAGCCAGAAU
Messenger RNA from Danio aesculapii, 985 nucleotides. It is a transcript of the gene ncmap, whose product is annotated as non-compact myelin associated protein. Gene Ontology annotation, biological process: regulation of myelination. Bases 261 to 713 code for a protein of 150 amino acids. NCBI's taxonomy places the organism in Eukaryota, Metazoa, Chordata, Actinopteri, Cypriniformes, Danionidae. The record is from RefSeq and is a predicted model, not a curated record. Gene Ontology annotation, cellular component: paranode region of axon; Schmidt-Lanterman incisure; plasma membrane. Gene Ontology annotation, molecular function: structural constituent of myelin sheath. The transcript has 4 exons.